ACUACUAGUACUUCCUCAUUAGCUCUCUCUUUGAACUCAAUUUUCUCCACCCUCUUGCUCUCUCUCUCUCUCUCAUUGAAGUGUACAAUAAAUAGAGAAAAAUGCUGGGCAAGAAAAUAGUGUCCUUCAGGAAGCUAGCUAAGAAGGUAAAGGUUAUAGGUGGAGUUGAUCAUCAAGUUCAAGAGGCAUCACAUGAAGAAUAUUUGCUCAAGGAAUGUUGGGAAGGUUCUCCAGAUUCUUCCACAACCCCAACUGGGUUCUUUGCAGUAUAUGUAGGAGAGGAGCGCCAGAGGUUUGUGGUGCAAACCAGCUUUCUCAAUCACCCACUUUUCAAGAUGCUAUUGGAGAAGUCAUGCAAUGAGUUUGGGUUUGAGCAAAGCACUGGACUAGUGGUUCCAUGCACUGUCUCGACUUUCCAAGAAGUUUUAAAUGCUGUAGAAUGCAGCAAUGGGAAGUUUGACUUUGGGAAACUUGUUGAGGAGUUUGUUUGAUUAGAUUGUAGAAGAUAGAUCAUAUAAAGAGAGAGGCUGUUUCAACCAAUGUAUAAGUGCUCAACUGGGCACUGCAAGUAUCUCUAAUAGGUGCUUGUGAUUCAAUGGAUGUAAUACUACAACAUGUAUCAUACAAUAUACACCUCAGUUAGCUCUU
Messenger RNA from Quercus lobata, 648 nucleotides. Its product is annotated as SAUR-like auxin-responsive protein family. Gene Ontology annotation, biological process: response to auxin. The transcript has a single exon. The coding region runs from base 102 to 491 and encodes 129 amino acids. NCBI's taxonomy places the organism in Eukaryota, Viridiplantae, Streptophyta, Magnoliopsida, Fagales, Fagaceae. The record is from RefSeq and is a predicted model, not a curated record.